CCGACUCCCACCUCCCAUGCCAGACGCGUACUGACAGCCAAACCCAUUGCGUUCGUCCGCCCCGCCCGCCAUUGCAGCGAAGCCCCUCGGAUUGGUUCCUCGCCGCGGCGCCCGUCGAUCGACCACCAACCGGUCCGCAUGCGCGCCCGUGCAUGAAUCCUCCUGGCUCUGUUGCCUUUGUUAAUCUGAUGGUUGCCAGCUGGAGCGGAUAAGCUGCUGCUCCCGUCUGCCGGUUCUGCGCGCGCUCGCUCGCGAUCGAGCUUUGCUUAUGAUCAUCUAGCCACCAGCGAGAGGGGAUCGGUCGCUCCGCAAGAUCGGAGGAAGAGACGGAACGGAACCGCGCGCUGAACCGAAGAACGCGCCCCACGUUACAGUUUCAGGUACUGAAACGCCAAAAUGGUUAAUUUCGGUAAGAGAUUGAUGGCAGACCAUCUGGAGGAGUGGAGAGAAUACUAUAUUAACUACAAGAUGAUGAAGAAAAAGGUAAAACAGUAUGUUCAGCAGACCCAAACUGGUGGUAAAAACCGCGAACAAGUUCUUAAGGAGUUUUCAAGGGUGCUCGAUGACCAGAUUGAAAAGAUUGUUCUCUUUCUUCUGCAACAACAAGGUCAUCUUGCUAGCAGGAUCGAGGAUUUGGGAGAACAGCGUGCCGCGCUUAUGGAACAGUCUGAUAUAUCCCAGAUUUGUCAGCUACGAGAGGCUUACAGGGAAGUUGGAUAUGAUCUUGUGAAGCUCCUUAGGUUUCUUGAUAUCAAUGCUACUGGAAUCCGGAAGAUACUUAAGAAGUUUGAUAAGCGCUUUGGUUAUAAGUUUACAGAUUAUUACGUCUCUACUCGGGCAAAUCAUCCUUAUUCUCAGCUUCAGCAGAUCUUCAAGCAAGUGGGCGUCGUGGCCGUAGUUGGCGCUUUGUCACGCAACCUUGCAUAUCUGCAGGAUAAUCGAGGAAGUUUUUCAUCCAUCUAUGAUCAUCCAUCACUAACUAUCAAGGACCCUGUCAUAGAACAAAUAAAUCAUUCAGUACAAAAACUCACGCACUCCACAAACUUCCUGCAAUUCUUAGGACAACACGCACUUAUCGUGGCGGAGGAUAUGCAUAGUGGCUCUGAUCUAGUUGACGACCAGAGCUACCACUUCCUGUCGUUACUGCUCAACUUAGUGAAUACAUUUCUGUAUAUGGUGAACACAUAUAUCAUCGUGCCAACUGCAGAUGACUAUUCAGUAAGCCUCGGCGCCGCAGCGACUGUCUGUGGUGUCAUUAUCGGAUCGAUGGCAGUUGCUCAAAUCUUCUCCUCAGUAUACUUCAGUGCCUGGUCGAAUAAGUCAUACUUCAGACCCCUCGUAUUCAGCAGCAUCAUGUUAUUUCUGGGGAACCUGCUGUAUGCUUUGGCGUAUGAUCUGAAUUCACUGACUGCUCUUAUUGUUGGCCGGCUGCUGUGUGGCUUGGGUUCUGCCAGAGCUGUGAACCGUCGGUACAUCAGCGACUGCGUACCUCUGAAAACCAGACUGCAGGCAUCUGCAGGGUUUGUCAGUGCUAGCGCUCUUGGAAUGGCAUGCGGUCCUGCUCUUGCAGGUUUGCUGCAGACAAAAUUUAGGAUCUAUGGUCUCACAUUCAAUCAGAACACCUUACCUGGGUGGGUCAUGUGCCUUGCUUGGCUUGCAUAUUUGUUCUGGUUGUGGAUUUCAUUCAAAGAGCCGGAUCACAUUGCUACAGAUAAUUCUGUCAACACGCAGUCAUCUGGUUCUGCUCAUCGAGUAAGUGGAAAUUUGGAGGAUGGCCUAGGACAACCUUUGCUCCUGGAUGCAAAUGAGAGACAAGAUGAGGAUGUUGAGGACAAUGACGACAACGAAGAAGAUCCUGAAGAAUCUCAUAAACCCGCAACAUCGCUUGCUGCAGCAUACAGAUUGCUAACGCCAUCUGUGAAGGUUCAGUUACUGAUCUACUUCAUGCUCAAGUUUGCCAUGGAAAUUCUACUCUCGGAGUCAAGUGUUGUCACCACAUUCUACUUCAACUGGACAACUAGUACCGUGGCAAUCUUUUUAGCAGUUCUUGGACUGACCGUUCUUCCAGUUAAUGUCAUCGUCGGAAGCUAUGUCACCAACUUGUUUCAGGACAGGCAAAUUCUUGUGGCCUCUGAAAUCAUGGUGUUGAUCGGCAUAGUCAUGAGCUUCUGUUUCACCCCACACUACUCCGUCCCACAAUACGUCACGUCAGCUCUCAUCACGUUCGUAUUCGCCGAGGUUCUCGAAGGAGUCAACCUGUCGCUCCUCUCCCGCGUGAUGUCGUCGAGGCUCUCCCGCGGGACCUACAACGGCGGGCUGCUCUCGACGGAGGCCGGCACGCUGGCCCGCGUCGCCGCGGACAUGACGAUCACCGCGGCCGGUAAUCUGGGGCAGAGUCGCCUGCUGAAUGUCACCCUGCUGCCCUCCUUGGUGAUCUGUGUGUCCUCCAUCGUCGCGACGUUCUGCACUUACAACUCACUCUACUGAUGGCCGAUGAACCGCCUCUCGUUUUUGUUGAGCUGUGUAGCUGCUAGAUCGCGUCUUGCAAUGACGCUGUAAAUUUCAGGCUGCUACUGCUGUAAGCUGCGAAUGGUUGUAACCUUGCAACAGUGAGCCUGCAGUGUUGCAACCUUGCAACUCACUCGACUGAAGUCUGCAGUGAGCCUGCAGUGCUGCAACCUUGCAACAGUUGUAACCCGACACGGACUUGUUAAAUAAAUUGGCUUAUUGAUGUAAUGCUUCAAACACGAGAGAUUACAUUGGCUGCAAGUUUGGACUAAGCGCAGCAGGUUCA
Molecule: messenger RNA, 2794 nt
Organism: Panicum virgatum (switchgrass)
Lineage: Eukaryota; Viridiplantae; Streptophyta; Magnoliopsida; Poales; Poaceae
Product: SPX domain-containing membrane protein OsI_08463
Exons: 11
Coding region: 397-2487 (696 amino acids)
Biological process (GO): transmembrane transport
Cellular component (GO): membrane
Molecular function (GO): transmembrane transporter activity
Source: RefSeq, a predicted model, not a curated record